Messenger RNA from Drosophila grimshawi, 1957 nucleotides. It is a transcript of the gene Ugt49C1, whose product is annotated as UDP-glycosyltransferase UGT4. The transcript is spliced from 6 exons. Bases 112 to 1710 code for a protein of 532 amino acids. Gene Ontology annotation, molecular function: UDP-glycosyltransferase activity. The record is from RefSeq and is a predicted model, not a curated record. Lineage: Eukaryota; Metazoa; Arthropoda; Insecta; Diptera; Drosophilidae.
AGUCAUCUGUGAACCCUAGCACGUAUCAAUUGCUUAGGAAAUAUUCGUCGUUCAGUCACUAUAUAUAGUGAGUAUAUUUAUUUAUUUAUUAGUUCUCAUUGAAUUUCCGCAAUGCACCUGCAAGCGUUGAGGCUUGCCUUGCUGUGCUCUGUACUGGGAGCUCUGACGCAGGUGCGGCCGGUGGAUGGGGCUAAGAUAUUAGCUGUGUAUGCGUUUCCAGGUAAAAGUCAUUACAUGAUGCACACGGCGCUGAUAAGGGAGCUUAUCGAGAGCGGACAUCAAGUCACGAUGAUUGCUGCAUUUUCACUCGAAUCUCAGCAGUUGGGCAGCAACUACACAGAACUACUGAUAGAGCCUGUCUAUGAUUUCUGGCAUGAUGUGAAGCUGAACUUUGGCGUACAGCAUCUGUUUGAUUUGACGCGCAUGAAGAACUAUGAUUUUCUCAAAAUGCUCGAAAUUAUUGGAUUAAAGACAACGGAACAUGCGCUGCUGCAGCCCAAAGUUCAGUCAUUGAUCCAUGCUACUGAGACGGAGGGAGUUUUCGAUCUGCUGCUCGCAGAGCAAUUCUAUCAGGAGGCCUUCCUGGCUCUGGCUUACAAGUACAAUAUACCGAUUGUUACCACCAGCACCUUGGGCUAUGAGAAUCACAUGAGCCAAAUGAUGGGCCUGAUAACACCCUGGUCUUUUGUGCCGCACGGCUUUAUGCCUUUCACCGAUCGCAUGUCCUUUUUGGAGCGCUUGAGAAACACAUAUGUUUCACUGUACGAGGACUUGGAUCGCCUGUACAAUUACUUUCCCAAAAUGGAUAACCUUGCCAAGCAGCACUUUGGAAAUGUAUUGGCUGAUGUGCCCAAAGUCAGGCAAAUGGAGAAACAAAUCUCGGUAAUGCUGCUAAAUAGUCACGCACCGCUGACAACGGCACGUCCCACUGUGGAUGCGAUGGUCCCAGUGGCUGGCAUGCAUAUCUAUCCGCCCAAGCAGUUGCCCGCAGAUAUGCAAAGUUUUCUCGAUGCGGCAACAGAUGGUGCCAUCUUCUUCAGCCUGGGCAGUAAUGUGCAGAGCAAGGAGAUGCCGGCGGACAUGUUGCGUCUGUUCCUGCGUGUCUUUGGGUCCCUCAAGCAGCGCGUGCUCUGGAAAUUUGAGGAUGAUUCGAUUGGUCAGCUGCCGGAGAAUGUGAUGAUACGCAAGUGGUUGCCACAGGUGGACAUCUUGGCUCAUCCGAAUGUCAAAGUGUUUAUCACACAUGGCGGUCUAUUUGGCACACAGGAGGGUGUCCAUUAUGCUGUGCCCAUGCUGGGCAUACCCUUCUACUGUGAUCAGCACCUGAACAUGAACAAAGCUGUGCUGGGUGGCUAUGCGAUCAGUUUGCACUUUCAAUCGAUUACAGAUGACCUUCUGCGGAAUUCGCUGUUGCAGCUCAUCCACAAUUCUAGCUACCAGGAGCAGGUGCAGCGCGUCUCCCGCAUCUUCCGCGAUCGUCCAAUACAGCCACGCAAGAGCGCCGUUUACUGGAUCGAGUAUGUGAUCAAGCACAAGGGUGCACCACACAUGCGUUCCGCGGGGCUCGAUCUCGAGUGGUAUCAGUUCUAUCUGCUCGAUGUGAUUGCCUUUGUGACAGUCAUCGCCUUGGCUUGUGUUCUGCUCCCGCUGUUGGCCAUUCGCCUGUUGAGGAAGAGCGACAAACAGCAUAUGAAAAUCAAAGGAAAUUAAAUUACUGAAUUAGUAAUUAAUAUUGCUAUAUUAACAAAUCAAAUGCAAUUAACAUUUAUUAACAUUAAUCAAUUUAAGUAUGCACUUUAAUUGUUUAAUUUGUGCCUGUUUUAGGUGAUAACAUUUGCUUCCAUAUAUUUCUAACACACUUGCAAAACUAUUGACUCAUCAGCCAAGGACAGAUAAUCACUUCUAAUUUUGACUUAAGUAGUUUACUCAAUAAACAUCCAAUUAAUUACCAAAAAUA